AUGGGUGGCGGUGAUCUGAACUUGAAGAAAUCAUGGCAUCCGUCAUUAGUCAAGAACCAAGAGCGCGUAUGGCAGCAGGAAAAGCGCGCGCUGGACGAGCGCAAACGCAUCGACCAAGUGAAACGCGAGCGUGAAGAAGAACGACAAAUCCAAGAGCUCCAGCGCCUCCAAGAAGCUUCCGGCAAGCCUAAGCAACUUAAUCGAGUCGAUUGGAUGUACCAAGCGCCCUCCAGCGCCACCGGCCACUACUCUGAGGAGAUGGAGGGAUAUCUCCUGGGAAAGCGACGAAUUGACGGUAUCCUGCUCAAGAACGACACCGAUAACCAGAAACUGGAGAAGGGCGCGGAUGUGGUUGGGGCGCAUGCUGCCGCGGCGGCGGGUCCGUCUAUCGGGUCGCAGCGUGAUACCAUGUCAAAGGUCAUGGCGGACCCGUUGUUGGAAAUUAGGAAGAGAGAGCAGGCGGCUCAGGAGGCUGCUAUGAAGGAGGCGAUUCGGCGCAAGGAGAGGGAAGAGAAGCGUGGGGCUCGCGAUGGUGAUCGGGACCGAGACCGAGACCGUCGCCAUCGUAAUCGUGAUCAUGACUCUAAGCGUCGGAGGUAUAGUGAUGAUGCGGAGGAUGACCGACGGUAUCGGAGUCAUAGAAGUUCUCGUCGUCACCGGUCUAGAUCGCCGUACUCACCUGAGCGAUCUUCUCAUCGACACCGCAGUGAACGAGACCGUGACGAUGAUCGCGAGCGCCGACACGACGACAGCAGAUCGCGCAACGAUGACCGCACUCGUGACCGCAGCCGGGAUCGUCAUGAUCGCGAGAAGGAUUCUCGCGGUGAUCGCCGCAGAGAUAGAGACGACAGACGUGAUCGGGACCGAGACCAUGAUCGUUCCUCGGGCCGGCCUCGUGAGCGUGAACGCGAGCGAGACAGAUCUCCACGACGAUCAUCUGGCCAACAAACCUCCUCAGAAGACCGCAACGGCCGUGCUCCUCGAGAGAACAACCGCGGCGAACGCAACUUCAACAAUCAACGAAAUGGCACAUAUGGUAGAGACCGAGCUCCUCCAUCUCGCCCAGCGCAGAACCAACCCGACCCCAAGGAGUUAGAGGAAGAGCGCCGACGUAAGCUCGCCGAGAUGCAGUCCAACGCCAACGAUCUGGAAUCGGAUCGGCGCCAUCGCAUCACGGAAAUUGAUGCGCAGGAGGAAGAGCAACGGGAAGCUGAUGACAAGCAACGCUCAGACCGUGGUCGAUUUAUGUCUCAAGUGCACAAACGUGUUGGGGAGGACAGCUUGGAUGAACGUAUUCGGCGCAGCCGUGGUGGGCUUUCCAAGAUGGAUGAGGAAUGA
This is a messenger RNA of Penicillium manginii, 1338 nucleotides long. It is a transcript of the gene cwc25, whose product is annotated as U2-type spliceosomal complex subunit CWC25. The record is from RefSeq and is a predicted model, not a curated record. Bases 1 to 1338 code for a protein of 445 amino acids. Gene Ontology annotation, biological process: mRNA splicing, via spliceosome. The transcript is spliced from 2 exons. Lineage: Eukaryota; Fungi; Ascomycota; Eurotiomycetes; Eurotiales; Aspergillaceae. Gene Ontology annotation, cellular component: U2-type spliceosomal complex.